Molecule: messenger RNA, 1185 nt
Organism: Haemonchus placei
Lineage: Eukaryota; Metazoa; Nematoda; Chromadorea; Rhabditida; Trichostrongylidae
Source: the annotation of a GenBank genome assembly
AUGACCUAUCCAACUGACACUCAUCAGGAAGAAGCGUGGCCUAAUGGAUGGGGCGAGCUAACUGAGCUAGGGAUGCGGCAGCAGUACGCAUUAGGAAAUGUUUUGCGUAGACGCUACAUGGGUAGUGCGAAUCCGUUCUUGGACAGGCGAUAUAACUCCAAGCAGGUGUACAUUCGAUCUACAGAUGUAAAUAGGACAUUGAUUUCUGCAUAUUCCAACAUUGCUGCAAUGUUCGCUGGUGGAGAACCUGGAAAGGACUUUCCCAACGAAACAGAUUGGCCCACUGGUUGGACACCGGUUCCUGUACACACACUCCCAGGUAACGAAGACCAUGCCGGAAAUGUCUUCGCUCCAUGCCCUCGAGCAGAACAGCUUGAUGAUGAAUUGCGGAACAGUAAAGAAUACAAACAAUUAGCUAAGGACAACGAGGCAUGUGAUCUCCUCGAGUACUUGUCAAAGAAUACGGGAAUGAAGAUAGAGCUGCCAAACGUCUACCUUAUCAACGAUGUGCAUUACAUUGAGACGAUCUACAAUAUGAGCCAGCCAGAAUGGAUGACGCACGAGGUCUCGAAAAGGCUCCGAAAUCUCACCUCCAUUGUCAACGAGUACACUUACGGCAUUGGGGAACCGUACCUGCCAGAGCUGAUCCGUUUGAGAGGAGGCGAUUGCACUAAACCAACCACAUGCGUUCCAGGGCCAAUGCUCCGAAGCCUCGUUGAUCUAAUGAAUCAAAAGAAGGAGUGUCUCGAUGACAGCAAGCAACAGAACGAAUGCAAAUGGAUCAAACCUCUCAAGUAUUAUGCCUACUCUGCGCACGAUACCACCGUGGCAGCGCUGUUGUCGACGUUCGGUGAUGAGGAGGAGGUGAUAAGAGGUGGCCUACCCAAGUACACCGCAUCUGUAGCGGUUGAAUUGUGGACCCUCGAAGGAGAAGGUCUAGCUGUAAGGAUUCUUUUCCAUGGUGCUUUUCAUCAUAACUACCAUAUAAUCACUCAUCUCACUAAAGGCUGCCCUGUCGAUAAAGAAUUCUGUCCACUAGAGGUGUUCGAGAAGCGUAGUACGCAGUUCAUGCCAGUCGACAUGAGGAAGGAAUGUGAAAGGCGCCAGAGAAGUAACAGAACGAAUCAGACGUGGGAAGCUCGCAAAAUGACUGAACAUCGGAUGAACAGAAAAGGAUUUUCAUAG